UGUUGUCUGAAUAAUGUUCAAUUUUUUGCUCGAUCUACUUCUCAGGUAUAUAUAUAAGAUUAUGCAUAAAUCAAGUAUCAUAUUUUUCAGAAAUCUAAUUCUCGUACCAGAAUACGUGGGCACCCACGAACACUGUUGAACAAUGGAAGUUUUUGAUCGUCAUUUUCCACUAUAAAUGCAAGUGGUGGACAGAUAUAUUUAUGUGUAUAUAUAUACUAUGAAUGGCACAUAAUCCAUAUAAUAAGCUUUCAACCAAAAAAAAAAAAAGAUUCACCAUGGUUCAUGCUGAUGCUCAUAAUUUUCCCGGGUCGGAUCAAAACCCCACUCAUAUGAACAAGUUCGCUUGCGGGUGUGCCAUUGUUGCUUCCAUCAUUUCUAUCAUCUUUGGAUAUGAUACGGGAGUUAUGAGCGGAGCUCAGAUAUUUAUAAGAGAGGAUCUAAAUUUAGACGACACUCAGAUCGAAGUUUUGGCCGGAAUCUUGAAUCUUUGUGCACUCGUCGGAUCACUAACGGCGGGAAAAACUUCUGACGUCAUCGGCCGACGUUACACCAUUGCUCUCUCCGCCGUGAUAUUCUUAGUGGGCUCAGUUCUUAUGGGUUACGGCCCAAACUACGCCGUUUUGAUGGUCGGAAGAUGUAUCGCCGGAGUUGGUGUAGGGUUUGCUCUCAUGAUAGCUCCUGUUUACUCUGCCGAGAUAUCCUCUGCUUCACACAGAGGCUUUCUCACUUCUCUACCUGAGCUUUGUAUUAGUCUUGGGAUUUUACUUGGUUAUGUCUCGAAUUACUGUUUUGGGAAAUUGACGUUGAAGCUUGGAUGGAGAUUGAUGCUUGGAAUCGCAGCGUUCCCGUCUUUGAUAUUGGCUUUUGGUAUUACAAGAAUGCCCGAGUCGCCGAGGUGGCUUGUGAUGCAAGGUAGGUUAGAAGAAGCCAAGAAAAUAAUGGUUUUGGUAUCCAACACAGAAGAAGAAGCUGAAGAACGGUUCAGAGACAUCUUAGCCGCUGCGGAAAUAGAUGAGAUAGAGAUAAAAGCAGUGAGUGGCGCCGUUAAGAAGAAUCAAGGUAAAAGUGUUUGGAGGGAGUUGGUGAUAAAACCGCGACCUGCGGUGCGUUUGAUCUUGAUAGCGGCCGUUGGGAUACAUUUUUUCGAGCAUGCGACGGGGAUUGAAGCCGUCGUGUUGUACAGCCCGAGAAUUUUCAAGAAAGCGGGAGUUGUUUCGAAAGACAAGCUCUUACUAGCCACGGUCGGUGUAGGUUUAACUAAGGCCUUUUUCAUAAUAAUAGCUACUUUCUUGCUAGACAAGGUAGGUCGGAGAAAGCUUCUAAUGACCAGCACGGGUGGGAUGGUCUUCGCACUGACCAGUUUAGCUGUUAGUCUCACGAUGGUUCAGCGAUUUGGGCGGUUAGCGUGGGCAUUGAGUUUAAGCAUCGUCUCUACAUAUGCAUUUGUAGCGUUUUUCUCCAUUGGGCUUGGGCCUAUCACAUGGGUGUAUAGCUCCGAGAUAUUCCCGUUGAGACUUAGGGCUCAGGGAGCGAGCAUAGGCGUUGCGGUUAAUAGGAUCAUGAAUGCGACGGUCUCAAUGAGUUUUCUAUCCAUGACGAAGGCGAUCACGACAGGGGGCGUGUUCUUCGUAUUUGCCGGAAUAGCCGUGGCCGCAUGGUGGUUCUUCUUCUUUAUGUUGCCGGAGACGAAAGGAUUGCCAUUGGAGGAGAUGGAGAAGCUUUUUGGUGGUGGGGGUCCUCGUGGUGAUCGCGACGAACUAGAGAUUCAAACUAAGAGAGUCAAUAAUUAGGUUAGACUAUCAUGGCUAUGUAGAAUAAUUUUUAAAUCCAACAUGAUUUGGCAUAUCUAUUAUAAGGUUUUAAUAAUCAUAUGUAGUGAACAUCGAUCGAACCAUCUUGGAGUUGUGAUUCAUUUCGAUGGAAAAAAAGUCACAGUGGUUUGUGGAAUCAUCACCGUAUAUAUAUAACCUAUUUGGAAUGGAAGACAUUUUUGAGAUUGAGUGUA
Arabidopsis lyrata subsp. lyrata is the source of this 2005-nucleotide messenger RNA. Its product is annotated as probable polyol transporter 3. Lineage: Eukaryota; Viridiplantae; Streptophyta; Magnoliopsida; Brassicales; Brassicaceae. Gene Ontology annotation, molecular function: carbohydrate:proton symporter activity. Gene Ontology annotation, cellular component: membrane. Gene Ontology annotation, biological process: transmembrane transport. The coding region runs from base 222 to 1790 and encodes 522 amino acids. The transcript has 2 exons. The record is from RefSeq and is a predicted model, not a curated record.